CGACCACCUUCAAACGCGUCCUCCGUCCUCCUUCAAAGCAUUCACAAAUCCACCCUUCCAACCUCUUCCCUUUCCAUAAACACCCCUCUCCCGCCCCGAAAGUUUUGGUUCUGCAUCGCAUUACACACUACACAAAAUACAACUACUACAACUACGAGUUCAAGAUGUCUGUGGUAUCUCUCUUGGGCGUCAACGUCCUGAACAAUCCAGCCAAGUUCGGAGACUCGUACCAAUUCGAGAUCACUUUCGAGUGCUUGGAGCCUCUGCAAAAGGACCUCGAAUGGAAGUUGACUUACGUUGGCUCUGCUACCUCCGAUGAGCACGAUCAAGAGCUCGACUCCCUACUCGUCGGUCCCAUACCUGUUGGAGUCAAUAAGUUCAUCUUCGAAGCGGAUCCACCUGAUACCAAGCGUAUCCCAGAUGCCGAAAUCCUAGGUGUCACUGUUAUUCUUCUUACUUGUGCCUACGACAAUCGAGAGUUCGUCCGAGUUGGCUAUUAUGUCAACAAUGAAUAUGAUUCCGAUGAGCUUAACGCAGACCCACCUUCCAAGCCUAUCCUCGAGAAGGUCAGACGUAAUGUCCUUGCCGAAAAGCCCAGAGUCACUCGAUUUGCCAUCAAAUGGGAUUCCGAGGCAUCAGCUCCAGCAGAAUUCCCUCCAGAGCAGCCUGAGGCAGAUCUUGUAGCUGAUGGAGAUCAAUACGGAGCCGAGGAGGCCGAGGAGGAAGAAGAAGAAGAGGUUGCCGAGGGUGCUGAAGGAGCUGUUGCUGACCCAGACGCUAUGGUUGAUGACUCUGAGAUGGCUGGAGUUGAGGGCGAGAAGGCAGUUGAGGCUGGUGAGGAAUCUGAUGAUGGCAGCGAAGAUUUGGAAGCCGAAAGCUCUGGUAGUGACGAAGAAGAGCUCGAGGAAGAAGAAGUCGAAGGCGAGGCAGAGGAUAUGGAAAUGGAUGGUGUUGAGAAGCCCAAUGGCACGAACGGUGCUGUUGAUCACCACGUCGAUGCGGUCAUGGCACAUUGAUCUGACUAUACCCCAUGGCAUGCAUACUUGUCUAGAUUUUACUGUAUUACUUGCAAGGCGUUCCGAUAGUACUUAGGUUGCACAGCAAUCGCCUGAAAUACAUGAUGAUACAUGCUUCCGAG
Messenger RNA from Mollisia scopiformis, 1138 nucleotides. Its product is annotated as histone deposition protein Asf1. Gene Ontology annotation, biological process: nucleosome disassembly; nucleosome assembly; DNA replication-dependent chromatin assembly. The coding region runs from base 165 to 1016 and encodes 283 amino acids. Gene Ontology annotation, molecular function: histone binding. The record is from RefSeq and is a predicted model, not a curated record. Gene Ontology annotation, cellular component: nucleus. NCBI's taxonomy places the organism in Eukaryota, Fungi, Ascomycota, Leotiomycetes, Helotiales, Mollisiaceae. The transcript has 4 exons.